UUCGAAGGACGUUUGUGAACUCUAAAAUUCCCUUGUUAAAAGACUGUUUGUUUGCUUACAGUUAGACCUACAGAUGAAUUAUGGCUUCGCGCCAUGUCCCCUACACCGAUAUGUCAGAUAUGGGGCGUGCAGCACAGGAAACGGAAAUACAGCGUGCUGCUAAUCAACAACUUAUUGAAGAAGGUAGGAUAAUUAAACACAAGGAGCUUGAGAAAAUGAGACGUGAAGAGGAAAGUAAGGAUGACAGUGGUAGUGAGCGUCCUGAAGUCAUCAUUAAAGUUAAUUCUCGAGGUGGUUCACGCUAUAGCAGCCAGCGUUCUUCAGCUGAUUUAACAUCAUCAAUCAACUCAAGGAAUUUGGAUGCACGUGAACUUCGAGCUCAAUUAGUGCAAUUAGAAGAAAAGGUUAAGGGGGCAAUGUUAUCCAAUGUUCAAUUAGACAAUGACAAACAACUUUUGAAGUAUGAAGUUGAUUUACUGAAAGAUAAAUUGGAAGAUCUUACAGAUGCUUAUGCUUCGUUGAAUAAAAUUUUCCUGGAAAAUAAACGGGACUUAGCAUAUCAUAAAAUGCAAAUUGUUGAAUUGACACAUCGUCUAGACUAUGCACGUCAUCAAGUGGAGGCACGUGAUCAAUUGAUUGUGGAACAUGGUUUAGUAUUAAUCGGUGGGACCAGUGUCGAUGAACAUUUGACAUCGGCAUCGUCAAACAUGCCGGUGGACGAGGUAACAGCAACAACAACCAAUGCACAUGUAUCAUCGGCGAAUAAAGGCAAAUCCACAAGUCAUAAUAGUAAUGACAGUAAUUCAAUCAUGAUGAAUGGUUUAUCCAAUAAUACUAAUAAUAGUGAUGGUGAUCAUUCAAGGUCAAAUGCAUUGCAACAUCAAAAUGGCGCCGGUAAACUGUCAAAUCAUUUACCUGAAAUGGUCCUUAUUACAAAGUCUACAGCGGAAUUAUUAAAUACUUUGUCAGAAACAACAUUAGAUAAACAAAUUCAACAAUUGUUUAGUAUACGUUCUGAAUUAGACGCCCGUGUGGAAGAAUUAGAAACACAAUUAAGAGAAGAACGUAAACGUUCUGAGGCGCCAACUGCACGUUAUGAUCCAAGAACACGUACAAAUACCGAUGAUAUUAAACAUGAAUUACAAUGUAAGUUGAUUUAUUCAUGUAUAAUUCCUCAUCACAUUACCUCUAACACUGCUACUACUUCUGCUAAUAAGAUUGUACGUUUAGAAGGUCAAACAAAACGAUAUAAAGCUAUAGCGGAUGCAUGUGAAGAACAAGAAGAAAUUUUAAAACAAGAUCGAAGAAAAUGUCAACGUGAACUACGAGAAGUUCAAUCGAAAUUAGAAGAUCUUAAAGCAGAGAAUGCACGACUUCAACGACUUGUAGAUAAAAGUAAUCGUAUGACUAAUAAUAAUGCUUCAACUAUACGUCAACCUCGUGAUUCUUCAACGAAUCGAUAG
Messenger RNA from Schistosoma turkestanicum, 1463 nucleotides. NCBI's taxonomy places the organism in Eukaryota, Metazoa, Platyhelminthes, Trematoda, Strigeidida, Schistosomatidae. The record is from the annotation of a GenBank genome assembly.